AUGGAAGGAAAGAAGCGGUGGGUGAUGUUGGAAAACAACCCCGAGGUGAUGGACCAAUUGGCGGCAAAAUUAGGCCUUGGACGCGAGCUGGGAUUCUACGACGUCUAUUCCCUGGAUGAACCGGAUCUGCUGGCUCACAUCCCCCGACCUGCGCUCGCCCUCUUGGUCAUCGUUCCUCUCACAGCCUCUUGGGACAAAGACCGUGAAGCUGAGGACGCUGGAAAGGAGGACUACGCUGGCAGCGGCCCCCAGGAACCUGUAGUAUGGUUCAAGCAGACGAUCGGAAAUGCAUGCGGCUCCAUUGGCCUGCUGCACUGCGCAAUCAAUGGCCCAGCUGUUGACUACAUCCAGCCUGGUUCGGACCUCGAAAGAAUAAGAAACGCAGCAAUUCCGCUCAAGAUGACGGACCGGGCGAGCAUGCUGUACCACAACGCUGCAUUUGAGGCGGCGCACAAGUCGCUGGAACAGGUGGGCGACACUCCUGCCCAACCGGCCGCGGAGCACAUUGGUCAACAUUUUGUGGCGUAUGUCAAGGCGGACGGCAGACUUUGGGAGCUCGAGGGAUCACGCAAAGGUCCGCUUGACCGUGGGCCACUAACCGAAGAGGACGAUGUCUUGAGUCCAAAGGCACUGGAACUGGGACUGAAACGAAUCAUCAAACUAGAACAGGAUGAUGGCGGCAAGGACCUUCGCUUCAGCUGCAUUGCUCUGGCCCGGAAACAGUAA
Neoarthrinium moseri is the source of this 726-nucleotide messenger RNA. RefSeq lists its product as uncharacterized. Gene Ontology annotation, biological process: protein deubiquitination; ubiquitin-dependent protein catabolic process. Gene Ontology annotation, cellular component: cytoplasm. Gene Ontology annotation, molecular function: cysteine-type deubiquitinase activity. The record is from RefSeq and is a predicted model, not a curated record. The transcript has 2 exons. Lineage: Eukaryota; Fungi; Ascomycota; Sordariomycetes; Amphisphaeriales; Apiosporaceae. The coding region runs from base 1 to 726 and encodes 241 amino acids.